Dendronephthya gigantea is the source of this 352-nucleotide messenger RNA. RefSeq lists its product as uncharacterized. The annotation marks the transcript as partial. The record is from RefSeq and is a predicted model, not a curated record. The transcript is spliced from 3 exons. NCBI's taxonomy places the organism in Eukaryota, Metazoa, Cnidaria, Anthozoa, Malacalcyonacea, Nephtheidae.
UUUAAGAAUACCCAUGAUGUCCAUUUCGUGGAUAUUCGCUGUGAUCUUAUGCUUUGUGGCCUUGAGAGUGCAUGGUCAUGGGAAAAUAAAAGUUACAACGGAAUCUAAACUUGGCCCAUGCAAUGAAAGAAAUUUUGGGGAAUUAAUUUUGGUCAAUGAUCGUAAAGGAAAGAACACUUUAUUGGUCUGCAGUAAAGAUGAAGGGAAAUUUGGAUGGAGUACGACAAACGAUGAUGGUCAGACUGGAGAAAUAUCUAAUCCAGGUUACGAUUGCGUGUCGAUAUUGCAUGCUAAUCCUGAAGCCGAAGAUGGAUUUUACUGGAUAACACUGAACAACAGAAAACCAAAGAAG